Molecule: messenger RNA, 1979 nt
Organism: Puntigrus tetrazona (Sumatra barb)
Lineage: Eukaryota; Metazoa; Chordata; Actinopteri; Cypriniformes; Cyprinidae
Gene: bag2
Product: BCL2 associated athanogene 2
Exons: 3
Coding region: 114-740 (208 amino acids)
Biological process (GO): protein stabilization
Molecular function (GO): adenyl-nucleotide exchange factor activity; protein-folding chaperone binding
Source: RefSeq, a predicted model, not a curated record
AAACGAUUCAUUCGCGGACCGGACAUCGCUAUACUGAUCGGGCGGUCUGCUGAGUUGUAUGCUAUAGGUCACUGCACCCCUCAAAUCAUUCAUUAACACGACUUGCAGCGGCUAUGGCACAAGCGAAAAUUAACGCUAAAAUGAACGAUGCAUCUAAAGGCAAAUUCACCCGAACGCUUUCGAUGGCGGACCGGUCCGGACGGUUACUCGAAAGUCUGGAUCAGAUUGAGAUGAGGGUGGAGGCUCUUCGCGAGGAAGCUACCUCUAUGGAGCAGGAGAGAGAGUGCUUAAUCGAGAUGAUCCGGUCCUUACAAAACAGCCAGGAAAUGAGGAGCGUUUGUGACGGGGAGAGGGAAGAGCUCUCUCUGACCGCCUCUAGACUCCUGGGCAGGACGUUAACUGUGAGCAUUUCCGUGGAUACGAUCCGAAACGGCCAGCAGGAAGAGGCCUUGAAGAAAGCCACGGCCAUUAUCGAUGAGAUCGCCGGUAAAGUGCUGGAGGACAUGGAGGGGGCCAGAAAGCGCCUGCAGGCCCUUCACGCCGCGUGUGUGACCGACGAGCCCGCCGUGCCGCUGGAUCAGAAGUUCCAGAGCGUCGUGAUCAGCUGCGCUCUGGAGGACCAGAAGAAGAUCAAGAGGCGCCUGGAGACCCUCAUCAGAAACAUGGACAAUGCUGAGAAAACCAUCAAAAUAAUGGAUAACCAGAAAGUCGAUCAUUCCAGUCUUACCAAUGGCAAAUAAAGGGUCGAGGGGACCGAGGAGAACCAAACGUGCCUCAGUACAUCACAGAGACGUCUAUUUGACCUCUGCCUGUACAACUGCAAGAUGUAUUUUUACACAAAUAUAGGACGUUUCCUUUUAGAUGUCAAACAGUUGUUUAUCAUUUUGAAUUUAAAUGCUGUUAAAAGAAAGUCAUGGAGAGCGUAUGCUGUGUGCAAACAUCUGACAGACGUCAGUUUCGCAUACAUUCUAAAUCAUAAACAUCUUAAAGACAUGUAAUAGACAUCUUGUAGAUGUACUGCAGAUAAGCACACACUCUAAAAAACAACAAACGUAAAUGCAGAUAUAAAACGGAUGUUUCUGUAAUGUGCAGGUGCUAUCAGGAACACAACUGAUAAAUGUAACCCUGGACCACAAAAACAGGCAUCAUCUGAAAGCUGAAUAAAUUAGUUUUCCAUUAAUGGAUUGUUCGGACAAUAUCUGUCCUAUUUGAAAACCUGGAGAAUAUCUGAGAAAAAGUCCCUAGCACCGCAUAUUACUAAUCAGAAACUAUGUUUUGAUACAUUUAUGGUAGUAAAUGUGCAAAAUAUGUAUUUUUGGCUAUUGCUACAAAUAUGCCCGUGCUAUGUAGGGUUUUGUGGUCCAGGGUCACAGGCAGAUUUGCAGGUUUUGUUACCACUAAUAGCAUCUUGGUAUUAUACAUAUUUGACUUUACUAUAGCUUUACACUAUAAAUAUAUAAAUUGAUCAUAAACCUAUAAAUUAUAUUGACCGCAUACAUUUUUUAUUGCGUUUGAGUUAUUAACUACUAUAAAACGAUGCAAAAAUCACUGUGAUUCUGUGGGGAACUGCUAGCAUUCCCACUGGAAGCCCUAUGAAUAUGAUUUUCCUGGCUUGUGAUUGUUAUUUUUAGAGCAGCUGCACAUGGUUUUCUCGCUUGCUCUGUACAUUCUAAUGAGAGCGCUUGGCAUUUCACGUUCAGCCUUCAGGUUGGUCUUUACAGUGAAGAACGCAUUACAGACAAACACAGACUGCCUUUAAGUUUAGAUUUGUAAACACUUUUUGAAAUGCUCGUAAAAAUGAGCAAUAAUACCUCAUAACACAUUGUCGUUUGGGGUUAGGACAUUUCUGUCUGAAUGAAUUGCAAAAUAGCAUGUUCAGUAGAAAUGUAAAGGUUUUCUACAGUCUGUGGAUUCAAGACAAUGAAGUUUAUAACUGUAUGAGCCAAUUCGUAACUUAAUUAAAGUACACUGAAAGUACA